CAAAAACAUGUCUUCAUAACUCACUCACUCAUUCACUCUUCUUUUCUUUCUUCCUUCCCAUAAUGUCUGUAUCAAAUUAACAGGAGAGUGGUUGUUGACGAGAGGUCACAACUCAGAGGUUGUACAGUCACAGAUUGGUUUACGUGUUCUUCCAACACAACAGUGUUUCCUCUCAUGUUUUGAUGCCUCGAUUUGACACACCGAUUUCGAUAUGUCUCUGCACUGCACGCUCUCUCUCUUUCUUCACCUCCAAUUAAUCAUCCUCAUUAUGCUAUGCUAUGCUAUUCUAUGCUAUGUCACACCCCAACAUCCCUUUUCUUUUCUUACCAUCUCAAUUUUUUUCUGCAUCAACUAUCAUAUGUCUAUGUAUAUAUAUAUCUAUGGCAUACUGAAUUGAAUGAUUACAACGAUGAGUCGAGGCUAAACUAGUAGUGUGAUGUGAAUGGUAUUUGUGAUUUUGUGUGUUUAGUUUGAUUAGGUGAUGGUUGAGGAAAUAAGAAGAAGAAGCAUGUGAGACUUUUUGGGGGUCAGAAGGAUGGUACAGAAAGGAGCAUAUUGGUGUGUGGUGGAGCCUAAUAUGAAGAAAAGAGUGACUUUAUGUUGUACUUGGUGCAGCAAUAUCCCCAACCACGACCAGGGUGUUAGCAAAUUCCAAAGAGAAAAAAGGGUGUGCGUGUAGUGGCUAAUGGGGACUUAUAGAGCUGAUGAGGAUUACGAUUACCUAUUCAAGGUUGUGCUGAUUGGGGACUCUGGCGUGGGAAAAUCCAACAUUUUGUCGAGGUUCACCAAGAAUGAAUUCUGCGUUUUAUCGAAGUCCACCAUUGGGGUUGAGUUUGCAACCAGAAGCAUAACGGUGGAUGAUAAGGUUGUCAAAGCUCAGAUUUGGGACACUGCUGGCCAGGAAAGGUACCGAUCGAUCACGAGUGCAUAUUAUCGAGGAGCUGUUGGUGCUUUGUUGGUAUAUGAUGUUACACGGCAUGUUACAUUUGAGAAUGUGGCGAGAUGGUUCAGGGAGCUGAGAGAUCACACGGAUAACAAAAUUGUUGUGAUGGUUGUUGGGAACAAAGCAGACUUGCACCAUCUGCGAGCAGUUUCCGUGGAAGAUGCUAAAACUUUUGCAGAACAGGAAAGAACUUUUUUCAUGGAAACCUCUGCCCUUGACUCCACCAACGUUGAAAAUGCCUUCACAGAACUGCUCACACAGAUCUACAAUGUUGUGAGCACCAAGACCCUUGAAAUCGGUGACGAUCCAGCCGCAUUACCAAAAGGACGGACCAUAAAGGUUGGCUCUCGUUAUGAUGUAUCAGAUGAGAAGCAGAAUGGAUGCUGUUCUGCUUGACCAUGCACCAAACACCUAUCUAUUUUUUACUUCAACCCUAUGUUCUGUUCAUAUCCUAUGUAGAGUUCAGCCAUAAAACAUGAAAAUGGCUGUCCGGAGAAAAUUACAAUCUCAACUUUCAGAUAUGUUCAUAGAUUUCAAAUGUUAAGAAAUAUUUUGGUUGUUGUUUCA
Messenger RNA from Vigna unguiculata (cowpea), 1510 nucleotides. RefSeq names its product ras-related protein RABA1f-like. The record is from RefSeq and is a predicted model, not a curated record. Gene Ontology annotation, molecular function: GTPase activity; GTP binding. NCBI's taxonomy places the organism in Eukaryota, Viridiplantae, Streptophyta, Magnoliopsida, Fabales, Fabaceae.